GCGUGGAGGGAUGAGACCGUGCUCGCAUCCAGUCAAGUGCGUGUUUUCCCAACUGAGAUCAAUGGAUCUUUAGAGAGUUGUGCUUAGGUCGUGAUGAAACCAAGAUGGCGUGUAGUUUAGACAGGAUGAACGGUGGAUAGGUGACGAGGAAAGAAAACAUUGGAAACAACGUGUAUUUUGUGCACGCGCUCGAAACGGUCAUUAUAAAGAAAACGUCAACUUACACGGGACGUUCAGGAGUCAGCAGAAAAGAAGAUCUCCGCGAUCAUCAUCCCUCUAACCGACCGAGAGAGUGUGUAUGUGAGUGUAUGUAUUUGUGUGUGUGCUGGGAUGGGCUGAUCGAGGAGGCCGCAGAGCCACUGCCACCCAGAGAUUGACCCUCUACCGAACAAUAGACCCCGUGAUCACCAUCAUACAAGACCCCGAAAGACACAAAUAAUAAAACACACCGGCUCAGGCGACACCGAAGAAUAAGAAGAACUCAGACCAAGUGCAAAAAAAAUAGCGAUGGAUGGAGGGGAGGAGUUUGUUCCGCCGCCGGAAUGUCCAGUGUUUGAACCGUCAUGGGAGGAGUUUGCAGAUCCACUGGGAUAUAUCGCCAAAAUCCGUCCGAUAGCAGAAAAGUCGGGAAUAUGCAAGAUUCGCCCUCCACCCGACUGGCAGCCACCAUUUGCUGUAGAGGUGGACAAUUUCCAUUUCACACCACGUAUUCAGAGGCUCAAUGAGCUCGAGGCUGAGACAAGAGUGAAGCUCAAUUAUCUGGACAGAAUUGCCAAGUUCUGGGAGAUCCAAGGAUCCUCUCUGAAGAUCCCCAACAUAGAACGACGUAUUCUAGAUCUGUUCAGCUUGGCCAAGAUUGUGACAGAGGAAGGAGGUUUUGAGGCGGUGAGUAAGGAGAGACGCUGGGCACGUGUGGCACAGAAACUCGGUUAUCCUCCUGGCAAAAACAUUGGCUCUCUCCUGAGGUCACACUAUGAGAGGAUCGUCUAUCCAUUUGAGAUGUUCCAGUCUGGAGCCAGCUUACCGCCAUGUAAACCCAGGCCGUAUGACAGUGAUGAGGUAGACCGGGAAUACAAACCCCACUCCAUUCCUCUCCGCCAAUCAGUCCCGCCAUCCAAGAUGAGCAGUUAUGGACGACGAGCCAAUCGCCUUCAGCCUGAGGGUCCAGAGGAUCCAACUCACCACCCUCUUACAACUGGCUCUCAACACAUCUCCUCGCCGGAGCCUACAGAGGAAGACAUAGAAAAAAACCCUGAGCUGAAAAAGCUACAGAUCUAUGGGGCUGGACCUAAAAUGAUGGGGCUGGGUCUUGUACCUCGAGACAAGACACGGAAGAAAGAUGAACUGCCACAGACGGUAAUAGUGCGGGACAGUGCUGCCUCUGCAUCUGUGAAGGAUGAACCAGGAGAGACGCCGGUCACAAAAGCAGACCCAGACAUUCCUCCUCCACCCCCAAAUCUCAUCGUCAAGGAGGAUGUUGAUGAUGACAAAAGUCACAUUGGCGAUCCUAAUGACCCUGGCGAUGAACCCUGCACUAAGAUGACCAUGAGACUCCGACGCAACCUCAAUAACCCACAGUUUGUGGACUCGUUUGUAUGUCGGAUGUGUGGACGUGGGGAUGAGGACGAGAAGUUGCUGCUCUGUGAUGGGUGCGAUGAUAAUUAUCACACGUUCUGCCUGAUACCUCCUCUCACAGACCCACCUAAGGGCAACUGGCGCUGUCCUAAAUGUGUAGCAGAGGAGUGUAAAAAGCCAGCAGAGGCGUUUGGUUUUGAGCAGGCCACGCGAGAGUAUACGUUACAGAGCUUUGGUGAGAUGGCCGACACUUUUAAAGCUGACUACUUCAACAUGCCUGUCCAUAUGGUUCCUACAGAGCUGGUUGAAAAGGAGUUUUGGCGGUUGGUUAGUAGUAUUGAAGAGGACGUAACUGUAGAAUAUGGUGCAGACAUUCACUCGAAAGAAUUUGGUAGUGGUUUUCCCGUUAACAACGGCAAGAGACACUUAUCAGAUGAGGAAGAGGUUUGUUAUUGUUCCCCCCUCUUUUCAUUUUUCCAUGUUUUUAGUCAAGAAGAGCAAAUUAAGCUCUCCACCCUGUUCCUAUUGCAGGAAUAUGCCCGGAGCGGCUGGAAUCUGAACGUUAUGCCAGUGUUGGAGCAGUCAGUAUUGUGCCACAUUAAUGCAGAUAUCUCGGGCAUGAAGGUGCCAUGGCUGUAUGUGGGCAUGGUUUUCUCCGCUUUCUGCUGGCACAUAGAGGACCACUGGAGUUACUCUAUCAACUAUUUACACUGGGGUGAGCCCAAAACAUGGUAUGGUGUGCCAUCAUCAGCUGCAGAGAAGUUAGAGGAGGUGAUGAAGAAACUCACACCUGAGCUCUUCGAGUUCCAGCCAGACCUGCUUCACCAGCUAGUCACCAUCAUGAACCCAAAUAUACUCAUGAAUCACGGAGUGCCGGUGGUUCGGACCAAUCAGUGUGCUGGGGAGUUCGUCAUCACUUUUCCACGAGCUUAUCACAGCGGUUUCAAUCAGGGAUAUAACUUUGCCGAAGCAGUCAACUUCUGCACUGCAGACUGGCUGCCCACUGGGCGCUCUUGUAUCGAGCAUUACCGGCGGCUGAGACGCUACUGUGUGUUCUCUCAUGAGGAACUCACCUGCAAGAUGGCGGCCUGCCCGGAGAAGCUGGAUCUAAACCUGGCAGCCGCCACACACAGGGAGAUGUUCAUCAUUGUACAGGAGGAGAGGAAACUACGUAAAAGCCUGCUGGAAAGGGGCAUAAAGGAAGCUGAAAGGGAGGCCUUCGAGUUACUGCCUGAUGAUGAAAGGCAGUGUGACAAAUGUAAGACCACCUGCUUCCUCUCGGCCCUGGCAUGUUCGAACUGUCCAGAGCGCCUUGUUUGCCUCUACCAUGCACAGGACCUUUGCUCUUGCCCCAGUGAAAAACUCUACCUCAGGUAUCGCUAUACUCUGGAUGAACUCUUGGCCAUGUUGCAUCGGCUGAAAGUUCGCGCUGAGUCUUUUGACUCAUGGGCCAACCGAGUGAAGGAAGCCCUAGAACAGGAAGAAGGCAACAAAAUAGACAUUAAAGAUCUGGAGGUUCUGAAAGAAGAGGCAGCUGACAAGAAGUUCCCCAAUAAUGAGCUGCUCCAGCGCCUCAACACAGUUCUCACAGACAUAAGCAAGUGUGAGAGCAGGAGCACAGAGCUCCUUAGCAACAGCCAGAGCAGUAGAAUGAGUCUGGAGGAGCUGAGGACUUUGGUGGACACCAUGCAGAACCUACCAUGUGUUAUGACACAGCAGGAGGAAGUGCAGGCGGUAUUGCAGAAGAUAGAGGAGUUUGAUUCCCGUGCUCAGGCUCUGGUUGACAGCACCAAGGGCGAGUGGAAGCAGGACUCUCCUCUGCCCGCGGCCUCCGAGAUCCAGGCCCUGCUGGAGGAGGGAGCAUCGCUGCCCGUUAUUGCCCCGGCAUGUGAGCUCCUGAGCGGGCUGCAGGAGCAGGGUCGCUGGCUGGGAGAGGUCAGGCGAACAUUAGGGCCAGAGGGGAGCGAGGUGACUCUAGCUGUGCUGAGGAACUUAAUGGAGGCAGGUUGUAACGUACCACAGAGCAUAUCAGUGGAGACUGCUAUGGCUGAACUGCAAGAGCUACUGACUAUAGCCGAGCGCUGGGAGGAGAAGGCACAGAUCUGUCUGGAAGACAGGCAGAAACACCAUUUGUCAACACUGGAGGCUAUUGUGAACGAGGCUCAGCUAAUACCAGUGCAGCUGCCUAACAUCCUGUCCCUGCAGGCCUGCUUGAGCCGAGCUCGUGCUUGGGUCACGGAUCUAGAGGAAAUUCAGAACGGUGAGCACUACCCGUGUCUGGAUGACUUGGAAGGUUUGGUGGCCAUUGGGCGGGACCUGCCAGUGAAGAUGGAGGAGCUGAAGCAGCUGGAGCUGCAGGUGGCCAGCGCUCACUCAUGGAGAGAGAAAGCCAGCAAAACCUUCCUGAAGAAGAACAGCCAGCACAGUCUGCUGGAGGUUUUGUGCCCAUGUGUUGAGAAGAGCAAGAAGAGGGAGGAGAACUCUUUGGGUACUGAAGCAGAUUCUGAUGUCAAUGUAUUAGGCCUCACUGCUCAGGACCUUCGAGACCCAGGAGCUAUCGUGAUGGCAUUCAAAGAGGGGGAGCGUCUGGAGAAAGAGGCCCUUCUUCGCCUUCAGCAGGUUAAUUUAACAAAACCCGGUGUGGAAAAAGGAGCAAGCGGUGACCAGAACGGCAUCAAGAUGGAAAGGAAACAGAGUGACUCUAUGGAGACAGACACGCCCCUCAACUCAGACAGUCCCGUACUGCUGAAUGGUGGCCCCACCCCUUCCCUCAACCCUAGCCAAUCAGUAUGCGUGUGCAGUGGUCCGCCCCGCCCCUUGCUUCAUCGGUGCCAUCUGUGCAAAGACUGGUUCCACGGAGGUUGUGUGCCCUUUCCACCACUGCUGGGCUCCUCCGACACACAUCUUUCAAAGCCCCUCUGCUGGUGGGACUGGAAUACACGUUUCCUCUGUCCGCGGUGCCAACGAUCCCGGCGGCCACGGCUAGAAACCAUUCUAGCCCUGCUGGUGGCACUGCAGAGGUUACCUGUACGCCUGCCAGAGGGAGAGGCGUUACAGUGUCUUACAGAGAGAGCCAUUAACUGGCAGGGUCGAGCCAAACAGGCACUAGACGCUCCAGAAUUACAGAGGGCGCUAGAGAGAUUGCAACAAGUGAAGGAGGAAAUGGUCAGUAUAAAAGAGGAAGAACCAGUGGAGAAAAAGAAAUGGAACGGGGAUACUGUAAUUGUGCUGUCUGACUCGGAGGAAACAGAAGAUGGUGUUAUCGAUCUGACGGAGGAAGUGAACUCGCCAAAAAAGAGUGAAGAGAAGGCUGCUAAUGGUACACCGUCUGGCUGUGAGAAUGGAAUUGCCAGAAAGUCAAGCACUCAUGACUUUACAGGGGUGGAGUCUCUGUUGUCACUAGUGCCAUGUCUUAAAGGGCCGGUGAUCGAACUGAGCACAUCCACCAGAGCACAGCUGGAGGAGCUUCAGCUAGAAGGAGACCUGCUGGAGGUCACGCUUGACCAGACACACACCAUUUAUAGGAUCCUACAGGCGGCAUCACAGCCGCCCCAUGAUGCCCUGCACACGCUCAUACAGAUUGAACUGCAGGAGCAGAGAAGCUCAGGUCGUGGCAACAAGUCAAAAGACUCCAAGAGGAAGAGAAAGAGCCAGAAAACUGAAGGCGGGCCUAAAUCCACAGAGGCUUCGGAAUGCAAGAAGACGAAACCUGUCAGUCUCACACCCCCCUCAGAUCCACACAGAGAUCUUGUGAUGUUUUCCUGAAGCUGUGGAGGGGCAGAUGGCGAUUGAGAGGAGAACCACAGAGACAGAAAAACGCAGGGCUCAGGCUCAUUUCCCCACAUAAUAAGCUCACAUUAAUUCUUCUUUUCAACCCAUCAAAUGGACGCUCCCCACCCUACUAACCACUGCACUUUUUUUCCUGUUUCUUCCCAUUUGCCUCUGUUCACACCCCUCAUCCUGAACAGUUCACUGAUGCAGGCCGCAGAUCUCCGUUCCCUUAGAGGAGGGAUAAAAUGGGAUUUGCCCUGCAGUUAAGCUGUCUUUACAAUAUAGAUGUACCAAACUGUUCUUAACGCAAAUGCCGUGUGCUGCAUAAUACGACUUGUCCAGGUAUUCACACACACACUUGACGGCCAGGCAGAGGAGGGGCGUUUAGCAGGGGACUGGUAUUGCUGCCACAACGACACCUGUAUUCUUUUUGUACCGAGUCCCACAUUUUGUCAUGGAGACUCGACAUUGUGAAUAAACUAGUACAAUAUUUUGAAAGUGUGAUGGAAAAAACAAAGGCAUUUACGUUCUGGUGCUACUUUUCUAAGAUAGGUUACUGCAUAGUCCUUUCUCUCUUUUCCUCUUCCUCUGAGUUUUACUGUCUUCAUUGUCAUUUCCUUUCAGUGAUACUGUUGACUCUUUUAAGCUACCUGCUCUCUACCCCUCUUCCUCUCCACAGAACUGUACAAAUCUCACUUUAACUCCCUUUAUUUCCAUCUUAUUUUGUUGCUGGGGUUCUAAUAAUUCUAUUAUUAUUAUAUUAUUAUUAUUGGUAUUGCUAUUGCAGACACGCAUUGUCGUGAGUUUGUGUAUAAACAUUUUCAUUUAAAUGUUGCCUUUGUUUCUUUUCACUCUUGUUAGAAAAUAAAAGUUUAGAAUUGUUUUAGGAA
Messenger RNA from Ctenopharyngodon idella (grass carp), 6236 nucleotides. RefSeq names its product lysine (K)-specific demethylase 5C (gene kdm5c). Gene Ontology annotation, cellular component: nucleus. Gene Ontology annotation, molecular function: histone demethylase activity; DNA binding. Bases 508 to 5340 code for a protein of 1610 amino acids. The record is from RefSeq and is a predicted model, not a curated record. Gene Ontology annotation, biological process: chromatin remodeling. The transcript has 27 exons. NCBI's taxonomy places the organism in Eukaryota, Metazoa, Chordata, Actinopteri, Cypriniformes, Xenocyprididae.